Molecule: messenger RNA, 2180 nt
Organism: Magnolia sinica
Lineage: Eukaryota; Viridiplantae; Streptophyta; Magnoliopsida; Magnoliales; Magnoliaceae
Product: beta-amylase 1, chloroplastic
Exons: 4
Coding region: 115-1869 (584 amino acids)
Biological process (GO): polysaccharide catabolic process
Molecular function (GO): beta-amylase activity
Source: RefSeq, a predicted model, not a curated record
CUUUUGCUCUUCACCAUCCAAACGAUCGUCCUUUUCUUUCUCUGCACCAACAAAAGAAGAAGAAAAAAGUUCUCUCUCCCUCUCUUGAUCACGACCGUCCAUUUUAAGUUUUUAAUGGAUAUGGCUUUGGGCCUUUCUCACCAGAUCGGAUCUCUCUGUGGGACACCGCUACCCACGUCGGAACCAGGCAGCGUCUCCGGCGACUCAACGACCGUCGCCCUGUGGAAAUCCCAGACACCGAACCUUCGCUGCCGGAUCAAAGGAGGCUCAGACGUCGACGCGCUUUCUCCGCCGGUGAGCCCCUGCCGUACGCCGUCGCCGGUGCUCGGCGGGAUCCGGCCGGAUUUGUCAGUGGCUUGUCAGGCUUUCGCUGCCGAUGUGAUGCCUGCGGAGGAGAUGUUGGACGGGGUGCUCAGGGAGUACAGGGAGGGGGGUGCGCAGGUUAAAAGGAAGGGGGUGCCGGUUUACGUGAUGCUGCCGCUGGACAGCGUGACGAUGGGGAAUACGGUAAACAGAAGGAAGGCGAUGAACGCAAGCCUGCAGGCGCUAAAGAGCGCUGGGGUGGAAGGGGUGAUGAUGGACGUGUGGUGGGGAUUGGUGGAAAGGGAAGCACCAGGGACCUACAAUUGGGGUGGUUACGCGGAGCUUAUGGAGAUGUGUAAGAAGCACGGCCUCAAGGUGCAAGCGGUCAUGUCCUUCCACCAGUGCGGCGGCAACGUCGGUGAUUCUGUCACUAUCCCCCUACCAAAAUGGGCGGUGGAAGAGAUCGACCGGGAUCCGGAUCUUGCAUACACGGACCAAUGGGGAAGGAGAAACUACGAGUACGUGUCCCUCGGCUGUGACACUCUCCCUGUGCUCAAGGGUCGAACCCCAGUCCAGUGCUACGGUGACUUCAUGCGUGCUUUCAGGGAUAAUUUCAAACACCUUCUGGGCGAUACCAUUGUGGAAAUUCAAGUAGGAAUGGGCCCAGCUGGUGAGCUUAGAUAUCCUUCAUAUCCAGAGCUGAACGGGACAUGGAAAUUCCCUGGCAUUGGAGCUUUCCAAUGCCAUGACAAGUACAUGCUCAGUAGCUUGAAAGCUGCUGCUGAAGCCAUAGGCAAGCCGGAAUGGGGAAAUGGAGGUCCGACCGACGCGGGUAGCUACAACAAUUGGCCUGAGGAUACCUCCUUCUUCUGCCGCGACGGUGGUUGGAACAGCACCUAUGGUGAGUUCUUCCUCACCUGGUACUCCCAAAUGCUACUCGAACAUGGGGAGCGAAUCCUUUCUUCAGCGGUGUCGAUCUUCCAAGGCUCCGGUGUCAAGAUAUCAGUGAAGGUAGCAGGCAUUCACUGGCACUACGGCACCCGUUCUCAUGCGCCUGAGCUCACUGCUGGAUACUACAACACCCGCCUGCGUGAUGGGUACCUCCCAAUUGCACGCAUGCUGGCCCGCCAUGGUGCUGUAUUCAACUUCACCUGUAUUGAGAUGCGGGACCACGAGCAGCCCCAGGAUGCACAGUGCGCGCCGGAGAAACUGGUCCAUCAGGUGGCUCUCGCGACGUGUGAGGCAGGUGUCCCGCUCGCAGGGGAGAAUGCAUUGCCUCGGUACGACGAAACUGCCCAUGACCAGAUCCUACGUGCAUCGUCGCUGAGCAUUGGUGGUGGGGAUGGGAAGGAGGACCGGGAGAUGUGUGCAUUCACGUACUUGAGGAUGAACCCCAACCUGUUCCAGCCCGACAACUGGAGGCAGUUCGUGGCAUUUGUGAAGAGAAUGGGAGAAGGGAGGGAAGCGAAGCGGUGCCGGGAGGAAUUGGAGCGGGAAGCUGAUUCGUCCGUGCACGCGACCCAGCCUCUGGUGCAAGAGGCUGCUGUUGCUCUGAUGAGCGGCUGAAGCGAAGGCUAUCUUCGCCGGUAAUCUUCUCCUCUUCUUUUUUCUCUUCUAGUGGGCCUGACCAAUACAAUAAAUGGAGGUGACAUUUAUUACCUUCUUCCAUACUAUUGUGGUAUUGGUCAGUGAGAAGAAGGGAUGAUCAUGGACGGUGGAGAUUAAUAGAUUGUGAGUAGGGAUAUGUAGAAUAUGUUAUAACGUAAAAUAAGCCCAGAUUCUUUUCUAAAAUACAUGGGCUUUCUAAUGCCAAAACUGAUGUUGUAGAUCUUCCCUUUAUUCUUCUGAAUGAAAUAAAUACUAGUAUUCCUAAGAAA